AUGCCUGCCGCUCAUGGAAGUAAGCCGAGAUGGUGGCGCUCGCCUUACCGCUACAGCAGGUGCACUAGGAUCCUCAUGCAGGACGGGAGGUUCCACGGUCCCUUCAUGGAGCCCAUUAUUCAGCAUCGUGUAGUUCCAAGUACCGUAGACUUCGUAGAUCGGGUCGUCCAGGGAAACAUGGACGAGGCGCACUUCGAGCGGCUGGCGGUUAUCGUGGCAUUGCGAUCCGAGCUUCAAAAUGAGGUCAGUCAGGUUUCGGUCUGUUAG
This is a messenger RNA of Penicillium mononematosum, 267 nucleotides long. RefSeq lists its product as uncharacterized. NCBI's taxonomy places the organism in Eukaryota, Fungi, Ascomycota, Eurotiomycetes, Eurotiales, Aspergillaceae. The coding region runs from base 1 to 267 and encodes 88 amino acids. The transcript has a single exon. The record is from RefSeq and is a predicted model, not a curated record.